CAAUUGUGUGGGCGAGAAACGGCCCGGUGUUCGCAGCUCGCGGCAGUGAGUAAAAUGGCGUUGUUGUGGUCGGUGAUAUCGUUCGCGUUCUCGUUGCUGCUGACACCUUUCCUCAUGCUGCUACUGGCGAUCAUAUUCCUCGCAUCCAUCGGCAAGUCCCUCGGUGUGCGCAGGCUGUACAUCAAGUUGCUAUUGGCCCUCUUCGAGUACGGCCGACAAAACAUAGAAAAUGUGAGGAAGAAGAACGGUACUUGGGAUCCGGAUGAAAAUCUUGCUGCAGGAGAGGAAUGCGAGUCGCCAACGAAAACGGAAAAAGAUUCAACAGCAGUAUCGCCUAAAAUGCAAAAUGGCAAUGUGAGCAAUUCGGUGAUAGCCAGGUCGAAGGAUUUAAUCUUAGUUCCCGAGCCAGAAAUGCAAAAUCAAAACGCUGAUGAAUCGAAACUCAAAAGUGAACCGUCAAUGAUUGUCAUCAAAGAGGAAAGCCUUAAUUCAAAAAACUCUUUAGAAACGUUAAAAACUGCAUUUGCGCCUGCAAGUUUGGAUUAUAUUAGAGCAGGCUUUGAAGCCAUCAUAGAAGACGAAGUGACUUCACGUUUUGAAGCUGAAGAACUUAAGAACUGGAAUCUGUUAACUCGAACGAAUAGAUCCUACGAGUUUAUCUCUUGGAAGUUGACUUUUAUAUGGAUGUUUGGAUUCUUCUUGCGCUACUGUUUUCUGCUACCCCUAAGAAUAUUUAUCUGCUUUGUAGGGGUACUGUAUCUCGUAGUCGUAACAUUUUUUAUCGGCUUUUUGCCGAAUGGCCGUAUAAAACGUUGGGCAAACCACCAGGGCACCGUUAUUUCGUUCAGGAUAAUGUCCCGUGCUCUCUCGGCCCAGAUCACGAUUCACAAUCCCGAGUACAAACCAAAGAAAGGAGGGGUGUGCGUGUCGAAUCAUACGACCACCUUUGAUGUCUGCAUUUUAUCCACGCAAACGACAUUUUCUUUGGUGAUGUGGCUGACAGUGUGCACUGCAGUAGUGGGUUACGUUCCCGAGGGUAGCUUCAAGCGGUGGCUCAACUACAAAGUCUCCGUAAUGUGCUUUGCUGUCUUAUCCAGUGCUUUGUCUGCAGUCAUCACCUACAACAAUCCAGAGAAUCGACCUGUCAGAGGCAUAUGCGUAGCUAAUCACACAUCUCCUAUCGAUGUUCUUGUACUCAUGUGUGAUAAUUGUUAUUCAUUGAUAGGUCAAAGGCAUGGUGGUUUCUUGGGAAUAUUACAAAGAGCUCUUGCCCGUGCUUCUCCACACAUAUGGUUUGAACGCUCCGAGGUCAAAGACAGAGAAGCAGUUGCGAAAAGGUUAAAGGAACACGUAUCAGAUCCUACAAACCCACCAAUACUCAUAUUUCCGGAGGGUACAUGUAUCAACAAUACAUCAGUUAUGCAAUUUAAAAAAGGCAGUUUUGAAGUUGGCAGCAUUAUUUAUCCUGUGGCUAUAAAAUACGAUCCAAGAUUCGGAGAUGCGUUUUGGAACAGUAGUCGAUAUUCAAUGUUACAAUAUUUAUAUAUGAUGAUGUCCAGCUGGGCUAUAGUCUGCGAUGUGUGGUAUCUCCCUCCAAUGCAUAGAAAGGAAGGAGAGAGUGCCAUCGAUUUCGCGAAUCGAGUGAAAUCUGUGAUAGCGCGGCAAGGUGGUCUUGUCGAUCUGCAAUGGGACGGGCAACUGAAGAGGAUGAAACCGAAGAAGGAAUGGAGGGAAAAGCAGCAAGAAGAAUUCAGUAAACGACUAAAAGUCGAAUAAAUAGUAAUAUCGUUUCUAGUCAUAGCCUCAUAAUGCAUAUAUUGCGUGAUAUUUGUUUGUUUAAACAAUAUCAUUUCAUUCAAUUGGCCCCCUCUGUCUCACAUGUUAUUUCCGCAUAUGUCAUAAUAAGGAAAACCUAUGUCUUUAUUAAUCUGCGUUAUUAAAUUUUAGAUAUAGAUAUUUCCGCAAAUAUGACAGUUUGCACUUUUCUGACAAAUUUCUAGAUAAAAAUAAGUGGCAUUCUAAAUGUUACGCGAGGUAAUAUAAUAUUGUACAUUUACAAUAAUAGAAAUGUCAUUUUUAAUGGAAUUUUUAAUGUGCCGUAUGGCUUAUAUCUUGAGGGAUUCCAAUUUUCAUUUGAAGUGCAAAUAUAAUAUUUGCUAGUUUUUAAUAGUAAGGUUCGAUGAUUGCAAAGGCAUUAUGAAUUUAUUAUUUAUAUGUGGAAUGUAUAAUUAUGUUAAAACGUGUGAUAUCUUUGCAUAUGAGUGUGUGUAGUAUUGAGAAACUUUCCAAUUACUCGUACAUAUUAAAUUAUUGAACAAAGUCAGACAGUUUAGAUGCAUUAAUUUUCUUUUAUCUAUAAGAGUACUAAAGGGAAAAAUAUUAUAGUUUUUACUGUAGUUAAAAAAGAAACGAAAUAGUAUAUUUAUUCAUUUUGCUCAUAAAGAGAUUUAGGCGGAAUGACAACUUACCAUUUUAUCUAUCCUCUAGAAAUACGGUACACGAUUGCAUUAUGUUAUUUUUCUAUUAAAACUGAAUAGCAUCUCGAUAUAUAUUUUCUACUUUUAUAUUUUACAUACAUAGAAUGUGAACUUUUUUAGCGCUCUAUAUUGCAAUGUAUGUCAAUAUAAUAUAUGGUUAUGAAUAUAACAUAUAAGUGAAAACACACGCGCGGGCAUAUUAAUAUAUUCGUGAACUCAUAAAAAAAAACGAAACAAAAAAAAGAUAUACAAGUAUGGAGAGACAUAUUUUCUCACACUUCCAACCAAAGUUAAAUAGCAGUUUUAAAAGAAGUGCUAUUUUGCUAUCGAUGGCAUUAUUGUAAUAACUAUUAGUAAAUUAAUAAUAGAUGUUAUUUAUUUAUUUAGAAAUGAAGAUAACGCCUAUUAUAAAUUCACAUUAUUGUAUAUAUUUUAUAAUUUGGCCUAAUUCCUGUUAUAGUUAAACAAUUUAGAGUUGAUAAAUUUUUUGUGAAAGAGAAAAAGUUAAUUAACCAUGUUUUUUGCAAUAAAAAAUUAUUAAUAUAUUUUGAAUAUAUUCUCCAAGAAUUCUUGAAACAAAAAUAAAGACUAAUGCUUUUUUAAUUAAAUGCAAUAAACGAUGUUCAUUAGAUAAUACAAUUAUUACGUGGGGAAAAUAAAUUGUAAGUCUAUUUAUUUUCCAAAUCAUCUUUAUCAUAACAUCAUAUAAUAUACUAAUUAUCAAAUAUGCAUGAAUCCAUUGUUUCGUAAAAUUAAAUUUAUAAAUGUUAUCAUGUACUAUUUGUAACAUCACUUUAAAAUUUUUUUUAUAUAUAAGAAACGGUAUAAAAUAUAUUUUUAUAGAAAUAAUUAGUCAAUAAUAUAUAAGAGAUGUAACUAAAUUGCUUAUAUUAAAAAAUAAGGAUUUCUGGGAUUAUGUAAAAUUAUUUCGUCUUUUAUAAAUAAAAUUAAUUUGUUAUAUAGCAUGUAUAUAUAUUGUUAUCGUUUAGCUCACAUGAGAAAAAUGUAUUAUAUAGUGUGUAUGGAUUUAAUAUUGUAUUUUGAAUGGCACUUGUUUAUAAUUAAUGUCUGUCGAUGUACAUGUAGUUAAAUAAGUUAAGUUAAUUGAAGUAUAUUAAAUAAAUUGAUUUGUACGAAAA
Solenopsis invicta (red fire ant) is the source of this 3616-nucleotide messenger RNA. RefSeq names its product glycerol-3-phosphate acyltransferase 3 (gene Gpat4). Lineage: Eukaryota; Metazoa; Arthropoda; Insecta; Hymenoptera; Formicidae. Gene Ontology annotation, biological process: triglyceride biosynthetic process. The transcript has 10 exons. The record is from RefSeq and is a predicted model, not a curated record. The coding region runs from base 55 to 1776 and encodes 573 amino acids. Gene Ontology annotation, cellular component: endoplasmic reticulum. Gene Ontology annotation, molecular function: glycerol-3-phosphate O-acyltransferase activity.